UGAGAAGAGCAUAUUAUUCGAUUUUCGGUAAACAAAAAACAAAAAACGAAACCGAAACCGAACCGGAAGAUGACGAUGUUUCCGAAAAUGUUGAUGAAGAUAUGAUAGAAAGACAAGAAUUUACUGAUAGAAUGGACAGUUAUCUUGCUGAAUCUGAGCAAAAAACUGAGAAGAAGAGAAAGAGACAACUUGAGAAGGAGCCAACUUAUGAUGAUGAGAUGAUGAAUGUGAUUACGAACAAUCAGAUGAAGAUUACGAAUAUUCGGAUGAAGAUAUUUUACCGGCAACUCCGUCGAAAAUUCGAAUCAGAGACUCAUCGCUUCAUCAUUUAUAGAUUUCCCACAUGGACUGAUUUUAAAUUUUCACAUGUGGAGAUGUCAAAAGAAAAGAUGAUAGUUAUUCAUGUGAAGAUUAAUGCUAAACUUUCCGAAAGUUGUGUAGUAGAAUCUUUCGCUCCAUUUGCGAAAAAUUUAAAAGCGAACACUGACAGAAAGGAUGAACAGUUCACCAUCAAAGAACCGGUUCCGAAAGAUGUUGAUGUUAAAACUGUAAAGUGUGGUCCUUUGAAUUUGAAAGGCCUUAGUAGUACCGUUUCAGUUUUACCUAGUUGUAAUAAACAUCGGAAAUCUAUUUAUGAAUUUACACAAAAAACUCGAGGAAGUUAA
Naegleria gruberi is the source of this 665-nucleotide messenger RNA. RefSeq lists its product as uncharacterized. NCBI's taxonomy places the organism in Eukaryota, Heterolobosea, Eutetramitea, Acrasida, Naegleriidae. The transcript has 2 exons. The record is from RefSeq and is a predicted model, not a curated record. The annotation marks the transcript as partial.